AGACGAACGAGAGGCAGAGUGGAUCUGUAGCUCUCUGAUCAUCACAUCGAUCAAGAGCAAGAGCACGAGACCUCAAGACUUCCUGAACGAGAAAGCAGUAUCAAGAUGAGCAUGGACUUUCCCACCGCGAAUCAACCAGGCGACGCCGAGUACGCCGCCUGGUCUCAGCCUAUUGGACCCUCCGUACCAACGCACGCCGCCCCCAUUCCUACCUCUGUUCCUCUGCAUGGCAAGCACGUAGACCUCCUUCCCCCCUCCACCCGCCACGUCACCGACUUCUGGUGCGCCUUUGCCGCGCACCCAGAGCACGACAAGCUGCACACCUACAUGUUGGACGGACCUUGGGUGGACCAAGCCGGAUUUGAGGAGCAUCAGAACAAGUUCGUCCAACAGAAGGGCAUGGCAUUUUUCGCGCUCGUACCCAAGGGAGACGAAGUGGCCGUACACACCUCCGAUGGAGCUGAACGUCCUGCCCUUGGUCGCUUUGCCCUCACCAAUGUGGCGCCCUACAACCGAAGCUGCGAAGUCGGUCAUGUCAUCUUGAGCCCGAAGCUACAGCGCACAAAGGCCGCUACGGAGGCCUUCCUCUUGUUAGGCAGACACGUCUUCGAGGACCUGGGCUACAGACGCUGGGAGUGGAAGUGUAACGAUCUGAAUGCGCCUAGUAAGAGGGCGGCUGAGCGAUAUGGGUUCAGGUUUGAGGGAGUAUUCAGGAAGCAUUACAUCGUGAAAGGACGCUCGCGCGACACGGCCUGGUUCUCGAUCAUUGAUGACGAAUGGCCGCUCUGUCGCGCAGCUUUCGAGGACUGGCUCAAGGAUGACAAUUUCGAUGCGAAGGGCAGGCAGAAGUUGGGCUUGAAGGAGGUCAGGGAGAAAUUGGAGGGGGAGUGGGAGAGCAAGAAGGUAACAAUGCCGGAGGUCAAAGAUGGGGAGCGUGGCAGGUGAAGUGAAGCGGAUGGAUUGAAAGCAAGAGCAGGCGGAAAGGAUGCAGCGUUGUAGAGGCGAGGAGAAGCAGAUGAGCAGUAUCACGGGUCAGGCUACUGGCACCGUCUUGGUGGAUCGUCGAAACGCUUCGAGCUCUGCAGAUAGGGG
Messenger RNA from Jaminaea rosea, 1092 nucleotides. Its product is annotated as acyl-CoA N-acyltransferase. The transcript is spliced from 3 exons. Bases 106 to 945 code for a protein of 279 amino acids. NCBI's taxonomy places the organism in Eukaryota, Fungi, Basidiomycota, Exobasidiomycetes, Microstromatales. The record is from RefSeq and is a predicted model, not a curated record. Gene Ontology annotation, molecular function: protein-N-terminal-alanine acetyltransferase activity; protein N-terminal-serine acetyltransferase activity.